Messenger RNA from Panonychus citri (citrus red mite), 1188 nucleotides. RefSeq names its product baculoviral IAP repeat-containing protein 2-like. The transcript has 3 exons. The annotation marks the transcript as partial. Lineage: Eukaryota; Metazoa; Arthropoda; Arachnida; Trombidiformes; Tetranychidae. The record is from RefSeq and is a predicted model, not a curated record.
UCCUCCUCUUCCUCUCCUCCUUCUUCUUCUUCUUCCUCUUCAAUUGGUUAUAGUUUGGAAAUCUUUACAUUUGAGCAGGAAAUGGGACAAGUGAAUGGUGUCUUGGAGAACUCUUCAUCUAGUUCUACAGCAAGUUCACCAACACUUCCACCUUCAGGACAUUAUAGCAUGAGAGCAAUAAUGUUUAGAAUAGAUACUUAUAGACAUAGAAAUUGGAAUUAUCCACAUCUAACUCCAGAAUUAUUGGGUUCAAGGGGAUUUCUAUAUUUAGGUGAAGGUGAUUAUAUUGAAUGUGUUUUUUGUGGUUACAUGGUGACAAAUUUAGGAAAUGAAAACGAUCCAAUUAGAACACAUAAUCUAGGUAAUCCUGCUUGUCCAUCAAUUGUCGCAGUAAACCCUGGUCAUUUGACAGCCAGGGGAGAAAAUGAAUAUGUAGAAAUUUGGGACAUUCCAGAUAAUGAACCAACACCAACUGUUCAAUCUCCAUCUCAUUCACCUCCUCCACUUCCUCCGAGAAGACGACGACAUAGGGAAUAUUCAAGAAGAUUUGAAAGAAAUUGGCAAAAUGUUGUCGAUCAUAUUGAAGGUGUUGAUAACCUUCUUCUAAUAAAUGAGGCAACAGCUGAUGAAAAUAUUAGUCAGCAAAGAGCACAAAACUUUCGAGAAGCAGAAACCAUCAGACGACAUAGACGAGUGUUUAGACCAUUAUUUAUUAAUUAUUCAUCUUUUGAUGCUCGUCUCGAAACAUUCACUAGGUGGCCGCUAGGUCAUCCAAUAGUACCUUCGAGAAUGGCUGAAGCUGGUUUCAUUCAUAAUGGGUAUACUGAUGUUACUAUUUGUUUUCAUUGUGGCCACUGUAUUUCUAAUUGGGAUGCUGAUGAUGACCCAUGGAUAGAGCAUGUUAAUGGAUCACCACUAUGUGCCUAUAUUUAUCUAAUGAGAGGGAAUCAAUAUAUCGAAGCCAGGCAAAGUUUAUAUAUGUCUUCAAGACCAUUAUAUCCACCACCAAGACCUUCAUCGGAUUUAUCGAGAUAUACAUGUAAAGUAUGUCUUGAUAAUGAAGUUGGUCUUGUAUUCUCCCCCUGUGACCAUGCUGUUGCAUGUUUUGAAUGUGCUAUUUCUUUAGUUAGAUGUCCUUUAUGUAGGUGUCCAAUAAUUAGGGCUGUCCGGACACAUUUCAUUGAUUAA